UGUCCCAUCUCUUCCCCACACGUGUUUCGCGUAAACAUUUUCGGCAUGUUGAAGGAAUCUAGGAAUUCGUUGUAGGAAUUAAAGGAAAAGGACAAGCAAAAAGAAAGAAUGACGCACCUGGGAGCGGGGGAAAAGCCGGAGGAGGGAGCAGAGCGGCCGUCUGUGUUCAAGGAGAGCAGCUGCAUUUUUCGAAGGAAUCGAGCCCUUGGCUAUGUGAGCAACCAAGUUCCGGCGGUCACGCGGUACGUCCAACGUCGCCGGGACACGCUGCUGAUCACCUGCAUCGGCAGAUCCUUCCAGGUGUACACCGCCAAUCACUUCCGGCUGCUGCACGUAAGCGGCCUUCAUCCGGACGAGAUUACAGCGCUGGCCACAGACCGCCUGCACACGUACUCUGCGAGCAACAAAUGUAUCUUCGCAUGGCGAGCGGGCAAGCACAUCCGGCACGUUUAUCGAGGCCAUAAGAAGGAUGUACACCUUUUGCUGCCCUUCGGCUCCAAUUUAAUUGCCGUCGAUCGGGAAAAUGUGCUAAAGGUGUGGAAUAUACCUACCGAGGAUGUCUAUUUAGAGGUACCCUUUCGACCAGACGAGUUCCUGAUCACCGCAGUAACCCAUCCGCCCACGUACAUCAACAAAAUCGUGCUGGGCUCACAACAGGGUCAGCUGAAGAUCCUGAACAUUAAGAAGAACAGUGUGGUGUGCACUUUAAGCCACCAUGACAGCAGGAUCACCUGCAUCGAACCAGCUCCCGCUCUGGAUGUGGUGGCUGUGGGCCAUGGAGAUGGUGCCAUCAUUCUACUCAACCUCAAGUUCGAUGAGGUGCUCAUGAGCUUUCAGCAGGAUUGGGGGCAAGUCACCAGCCUCUCCUUCCGCACAGAUGGACCGCCUAUUCUGGUUUCCGCGUGCAGCAACGGCUAUAUGGCCUUUUGGAAUCUAGAGGAGCGCAAAUUGUCAGGUCAGCUGCAGGCGCAUGAGGAGCCGGUGACCACGGCCAUUUGCCUGCCCAGCGAGCCCGUGGUUUUUACUACCUCACCAGACAACUCCAUGAAGAUGUUUGUGUUCGACAUGCCGGACGGUGGAGCAAGGCAGCUGAGGAUCCGCGAGGGACACACAAAGCCGCCGCUUUGCAUCCGUUAUCAUGGCAACUCGGGGGUAUCUAUUCUCUCCUCGGGUGAGGACAGCACCAUGCGGGUGUUCUCCACCAUUUCCGAGUCGCUGAACAAGAGCAUGGGCAGGGCCACGUACAAUCCUAAGGCCACAAAAAAGAAGAAUCGGUUCCAGCACGACAAGUUCGGCAUGCCGCCUAUUCUGGAGUUCACCUCAGACAUAGCCCGGGAGAAGGAGUGGGAUAACAUUGCCGCCAUCCAUGCGGGCGUCAUUCAGACGACCACCUGGUCAUUCUACAAGAACCGCAUGGGCGACCACCGCCUUGUGCCGCAGCAGUUUCAAAAUAGCAACCGCACCAACUUCCAGAGCGAAACCACAUGCAUCGUACUGACACACUGUGGAAACUUCGUCAUCAUUGGCUACAGCAGUGGCGACAUCGAGCGCUUCAAUAUCCAGUCGGGCUUCCAUCGAGCCAGCUACGGUUCUCCGGGUCACAAAAUGGCAGUGCGCGGCCUGGCCAGCGACAAUCUUAACCAGAGUGUCAUAUCCGGCUGCUCGGAGGGUCUGGUCAAGUUCUGGCCGUUCAAGGGAAAGGUUGACAAGCCGCUGGCCGUGCUUCGUCUGGCGGAUGGAGUUGCCCUAAUGCGACAGCACCGCGAGAGCUCCAUGCUGGCCAUCGGACUGGAGACCUUUAAGAUAUUUGUGGUGGACAUGCACACGCGGGUUAUUGUCCGCAAGUUCGUCGGUCACACAGCCAAACUGAAUGACCUUGCCUUCAGUCCGGACAGUCGCUGGCUGAUCACUGCUGCCAUGGACUCCACGAUCAAGGUGUGGGACAUACCCUCCUCAUACAUGGUUGAUCACUUUCGUGUGGAGUCGCCUUGCGUAUCGUUGAGCAUGUCGCCCAACGGCGACUUCCUGGCUACUGCGCACGUCGGGCUUUUGGGAAUUUACUUGUGGGCCAACAAGACGCUGUUCAACCAGGUUUCCCUGCGCUCCAUCGAUCCUUUGGAACCGGCUCCCUAUGUGGGAUUACCCACUAAUGUGUGCGAUGCUAUGGAAUUGGAAGAUGGCAUGCAGGAGCUUGAGAUCGACGAAGAAGACGAGUCGAAUCUCGGGGAGCUGGUCGAUGCCAAGUAUGAAACUCCAACCCAGUUGUCCGAGGAGUUAAUAACACUUUCCGGAUUGGCUGCAUCCCGCUGGCAGAAUCUUUUGGACUUGGAGCUUAUAAAGCAACGCAACAAGCCCAAGGCGCCUCCAAAGGCUCCUAAACAGGCUCCGUUUUUCCUACCCACUGUUUCGGGACUGGAGCUGCGCUUCGAUGUGCAGAACGGCCAAACGGAGGAGGACAACUCCCGUAUCCGAAAGGCUUCCACGCUCAAUAAUCUAACUGCCUUUGGUCAGCUGCUGGAAGAAACUUCCGACAGCCUGAACUUCUCACCUGCUGUGGUGCACUUGACCCAAUUGGGUCCUUCAAUGGUGGACUUUGAGAUCAAAUCGCUGCACCCGGAAGCUGGAGGAACGCUCCUCGCCAUGCUGCAGUUCCUCAAGCUCAUCGAGUUUAUGUUUGGCACCAAUCUGAAUUUUGAGCUGGCCCAAUCCUAUCUAAGUGUGUUCCUGCGGUCUAACGGUCUGGCACUGACUGAAUCCCCUGAGUUGGUAAAAGCGCUGCGCAGUGUUUCAAAGGUGCAGCAGGAGGCUUGGCAACGGGUGGAGGAGAAACUGAUCUACGGCACUGGAGUGGUGGCUGCUCUUCGCAAUUUUGCGCAUUAGUUUAUACAAGCUUGUGUUGUAUAGUCACUUUGGAAAUUUGUAAAUAAAUUUACAAAAUAUUUUAACAAAA
This is a messenger RNA of Drosophila ficusphila, 2950 nucleotides long. RefSeq names its product WD repeat-containing protein 36. Gene Ontology annotation, molecular function: protein binding. The coding region runs from base 109 to 2880 and encodes 923 amino acids. The record is from RefSeq and is a predicted model, not a curated record. Gene Ontology annotation, cellular component: Pwp2p-containing subcomplex of 90S preribosome; small-subunit processome. Gene Ontology annotation, biological process: rRNA processing. The transcript has 3 exons. NCBI's taxonomy places the organism in Eukaryota, Metazoa, Arthropoda, Insecta, Diptera, Drosophilidae.